ACAGUACAGUACGCAUUGUACAGCUGGGUUUGUGGGAUAUUUUGUGCCGCUGGAUAAGACGGGUUUUUAUUCAGGUAUCAGAGUCGACCAGAAGUUAUCCGCAGCUUGGCAUCUGAAGCGUCUAUUUGGACGUGAAAAUCCUAAUCAUCAGACAUGUUACGAGCAGCAAAUCGCCUGGUGUCGACGCUGGGACGCAGCGGUCAGUUUGCCCGCUGUGCUCCGCUGUCAAGUGCGGCACUGCCUCAACCGCAAACCAGUCCAGAUAUUCACUUCAACAAGAUCUUCAUCAACAACGAGUGGUGCGAUGCUGUCAGCGGCAAGACCUUCCCAACUAUCAACCCUUGCACUGAGGAAAAGAUCUGUGAUGUUGCAGAGGCUGAUAAGGCUGACGUUGACAAGGCAGUGGAGGCAGCCAACCAGGCCUUUGCCCUUGGGUCACCAUGGCGUACAUGUGAUGCUUUAACUCGCGGUACUCUUUUGAACAGGCUGGCUGACCUGAUUGAGAGAGACCGUGUCUACUUGGCAAGCUUGGAAACCCUGGACAAUGGGAAGCCCUACUCUGCUGCAUUCUACGCUGACCUUGAUUUGACCAUCAAGUGCUACCGGUACUACGCUGGUUGGGCAGACAAGAUUGAGGGAAAGACAAUCCCCAUUGGUGGGGAUUUCUUUUGUUACACCCGGCGAGAACCUGUUGGAGUGUGUGGCCAGAUUAUUCCAUGGAACUUCCCCCUGCUGAUGCAAGCAUGGAAGAUUGGCCCUGCUCUGGCCGCAGGCAACACCGUAGUGAUGAAGGUGGCUGAGCAGACACCAUUGACCGGCCUGUACAUCGCCGCACUUGCCAAGGAGGCCGGCUUCCCACCUGGUGUGUUGAACGUCCUACCAGGAUAUGGACCUACUGCAGGAGCAGCUAUUGCCAGCCACAUGGAUGUUGACAAAGUUGCCUUCACUGGAUCCACGGAGAUUGGCCAUGUUAUUCAGCAGGCUGCUGGCAAAUCCAACUUGAAGCGUGUGACCCUUGAGUUGGGUGGCAAGAGCCCCAACAUCAUCUUUGACGACUGCGACCUUGAAUAUGCUGUGGAGCAAAGCCACUUUGCUCUGUUCUUCAACCAGGGUCAGUGCUGCACGGCCGGCUCGCGUACCUUCGUGGAGGAGAGCAUCUAUGAUAAGUUUGUGGAAUGCGCAGUGGAACGCACCAAGAAGAGGACUGUAGGAAGUCCAUGGGACCCCAGCAACGAGCAAGGACCCCAGGUUGACUCGGAACAGUUCUCCAGGAUUCUUGGAUUGAUCGACAGCGGCAAGCAAGAGGGAGCAAAACUGUUGACAGGUGGAGGUCGCAUGGGAGAUCGUGGGUACUUCAUCGAGCCCACUGUCUUCGGUGAUGUGGAAGACAACAUGCGCAUCGCACAAGAAGAGAUUUUUGGACCAGUGCAGCAGUUGCUUCGUUUCAAGAAAAUCGACGAGGUGAUUGACAGAGCCAACCGAACGAAUUACGGACUCGCUGCCGGUGUCUUCACGAAGGAUAUUGAUAAGGCUAUGCAUGUGGCCCAUGGUGUGCGAGCAGGAACAGUUUGGGUCAACUGUUACGAUAUUUUUGACACCAAUGUACCAUUUGGAGGCUUCAAGAUGUCCGGCAUGGGUCGUGAGAAGGGAGAAGAAGCCUUGCACAGCUACACAGAGACCAAGUCCGUGAUUGUCAAAGUUCCCCAAAAGAACUCCUAAACUGUCUUCUAGCACCAACAUGCAAGAAAGACCCACGGUAGCAGAAGUUGAAGGUGUUCAUUCUCAUUCGGUUGUAAAUAAUUGUUAACAGCACAUAUGAAGCUAUUUGGCAUAAAUAAAUAAUCUUUUACUACUGUGAGGCCUUUUGAAGUUAUUGCUUCGAUUACUCAGAUAAAUUUCCCACCACUUUCUCAAUAUUACAUUGUAUUUCAUCAGCACAAGAAAACAUCAUAUGUAGUUUCUCUUUACGUUGACUGUCUCUGUAUUCAUGUUAUGAAAAUGUAGCGUUCCAGUAACAGAUUACCUACUACUUUACUAACUUGGAGUGUGAAGUUUAUUAAUUGAUACAGCCAGCAGUAAUGGAUGCGUGAUGAAACUAUUCGGAAAGUGCCUCAUAUAUUUAAAAGAUAAUAAGAAGUACGAAGUAACAAAUGUAAAAGUCUGUAUAUCUUUUCGUAAAAUCUGACAAUUAAAUAGUAAUCAAAAGAAAAGUAAGGAAUAAUAAUAGUAAAAAACAUAUUUUGAUACUGGAUUCGUGCAAAUUUGGAACAGUAUUGCAUCAUUGUAACAAGUAAAGUGAAACCUAGUCUAUUCAUCAUCAUUUGUUUACUAAAAUGAUACCAUUGACGAUUAUUGCUUUAAUAGGAGACAAGCUAGCAGAUUUCUGAAUGAAAAGUCAGUCAAAGGUCAAAAAGUUUUUGCUAAAUUGAACAAUUGAGUAAGUUGCCCAAUUACCCUGAAAUACAUAAUCUUUUUAAUAUUAUGUGUAAUUUCAAGAAAGUUUUUGCUAAAUUGAACAAUUGAGUAAGUUGCCCAAUUACCCUGAAAUACAUAAUCUUUUUAAUAUUAUGUGUAAUUUCAAGAAAGUUUUUGCUAAAUUGAACAAUUGAGUAAGUUGCCCAAUUACCCUGAAAUACAUAAUCUUUUUAAUAUUAUGUGUAAUUUCAAGAAUAGGUGAUAAAUAUAUUUUUAAUACUGGAGAGCAUAAUGAAACUUUUUUGCAUAGAUGAGAAAUCACUGUUUAAAAAAAAGUCAGGAGAAAAAAAAUUGUUUGGCAGUUGAGGUAUAUGGUUUAUUGUAAUGUGUGAUCGUUUGUUUUUUUAUUUAGAACGCGAUUUAGUCUACCGUUAGAAUAAGUUCACUGAAGGCCCCAUGAUUUCAGGUUAAGUGCAUAUUCUGCAAAAUUCUUAGGGAGGAGAUUCUACAAGAAUCAAUGUUGAAUUUCUAAAACUAAAAGCGAAUCCAAAUUCACAAUCCUGGAUGAAAUCUAUUUAGCGCAAGUGAGCAUUAUGCAUUAAUUAAAACAGUAAUUCACACUUAUAUGAAUAGCGUUGAGUAAAGUAGAGGGGGAGUGGGGGAAAGUAUUAAAGCAUUUUGUAGAGAGGUGGCGGGAUGUAAUGGGAAAUCUGUUUCGUAUUAAUGAACAAUUCAGGACAAAGUAAAAAAUGCAUUCUCUCCAACUGGUUUCAUUAUUUUGAUACAUUUUUGUGAUUGUUGAUGGUUAAUGUCAGUACCUGAAUUAUUUUAUAUUUCAUUUUUCCUAUUAAUCCUUUCAUUUUUGUUGCUUCACUUGGUCAAUUAAAAAUUAUAUAUUCUAAAUAA
Molecule: messenger RNA, 3321 nt
Organism: Patiria miniata (bat star)
Lineage: Eukaryota; Metazoa; Echinodermata; Asteroidea; Valvatida; Asterinidae
Product: aldehyde dehydrogenase, mitochondrial-like
Exons: 14
Coding region: 154-1719 (521 amino acids)
Molecular function (GO): aldehyde dehydrogenase (NAD+) activity
Source: RefSeq, a predicted model, not a curated record